AUGAGGUUUAAGAUUUCAAGGAAGAAAUUAUGCCAACUUCUUGUCAUUGCAUCUUAUCCUGCUAUUUUGGUCUUGGUCUGGGAUUACAUGAUGACUUUAGAAUUCAGUUUGAAUCAGCUUUUCUUUGAAGCUGUUGAGGAAGGUAGAAGUAAACUAUACAUUCAUUACAGCAGCUAUGCUAGUACUGUUUUGGCAUGUUUCCUGUAUCCUACUUUUGGUUUGUUAGCUGAUGUGUGGAUUGGGAGAUACAAAGCUAUACUCAUUGGUAUGGUAUUCUGUUUCUUGUCAUGGAUUAUAGGAGGGAUUGGAUUUAUUAUUGAUAACUACUAUCACAGUGAUGGUGUACUUUUGGGUUUUUAUGGGAUUGCAUAUUUCUUUCAAUACUGUGGUUACACGUGCUUCACUGCUAACAUUAUUCAGUUUAAUAUUGAUCAACUUAUUGGAGCUUCAUCUGAUGAAUUAAGCACUCUCAUAUAUUGGCAUACUGCUGUUACACCAGUUAUAUAUAUAUUUAUAUACACAAUACUUAAUCUGCUAGGUCACAGCUUUUAUGUUAAUAUGGCUAUUUUUAUUAUAUCGGGAUCAGCUGUAUCUUUUGUACUUGUGUCUCACUCUUUGUUUAAACACACGCUGGAGAAGGUAUCUCUAAUCAAGAAUCCCAUCAAAUUGAUAAUUAAUGUGUUGUUUUAUGCCAAAAAACACAAGUAUCCAGAAAAUCGUAGUGCUCUGACAUACUGGGAACAAGAGGCUCCUUCAAGGAUAGACUUGGGUAAAAGGAAAUACGGUGGACCUUUUACUGAAGAAGAAGUAGAAAAUGUUAAAACCUUCUUUGGUAUUCUACCAUUUUUCAUAGCCAUUUUAGGUUUUGUUCUUAGUGACUCUUGGUUCACUCUUAACAUAGACGCUAAUAAUUUAGUCCUGCUGUCUGGGAUUCAAUAUAGCAUAUGCAGCCUUAUCAUACUGUUUCUUUAUCUAUUCUUCAUUCGUAUUUUCUUCUACAAGUUCAUUGCCUCUAUGCUGUCUAGAAUGAGUCUUGGACUUUUUCUCGCUUUGAUUGUUGGAAUUUCAGAAAUGAUUGCAGCAAAGUUAAUACAGUUAGAUGUGACGUUUUUCAAUACCAACAAGACUACAUACAUAUAUUUGUUAUUCUUAGGAAUAUCAAAGCUAUUAGUCACUCAAACUUCAUUGGAAUUUAUCGUGGCACAGACUCCAGUUCAGAUGAGAGGAAUGAUGGUUGGAUUUUGGUUAGCAUCAUGGGACAUUGGAUUUCUUAUUGAUAGUCUCAUAGAGCUUUCAUUUAGCUGUGAGUCAAAAAUGAUCUGUACCAGUUUUUUCUAUUAUCUAACAAAGAAUGUAAUAGUUUUUGUCAUUUUGAUUUUAUUUGUGAUCCUGGCAAAACGCUAUAAAUAUCGUGUGAGGGAGAAUGAAGUUAAUAUUGCUCAGAUAGUUGAGGAUCAUUAUCAGAGAUACAUGGUUCAAGAAGAGCAGUUCAAAAGGAAGGACAAUGAUCAUUUUCUUAUUACUUCUACUUCUAGUUAUUAUUAA
Amphimedon queenslandica is the source of this 1545-nucleotide messenger RNA. RefSeq names its product solute carrier family 15 member 4-like. The coding region runs from base 1 to 1545 and encodes 514 amino acids. Lineage: Eukaryota; Metazoa; Porifera; Demospongiae; Haplosclerida; Niphatidae. The record is from RefSeq and is a predicted model, not a curated record. The transcript has a single exon.